AUGCCUGUGCCUGCGGCAUAUAAAAUUUUCUUAAAACAAGCCAAAGAUGGAUUCCAGAAGAUAGACAAAGAUCUAGAGGAUCUGUCGAAGGAAAUCACAGCGCUCCGAACUGUGAGCGACCUGAUCAAGCGUAGCUUCGAGACCGAUCUUGCUGGAAACACGAGUUCCGGUGAUAAUCAGAUUGUUGUCAAUCUGUGGCAAGCAACUCGAAUCACUCUGGCAGGCUGUCAAGACAUAGUGGAAAGGUUGAAUGCAUUGAUAACCACGGUUUUGGGCACUGGAGGCCCGAAACACGUUAAAUUCAACAACAUACGGAAGUACCUGAAGCAGCAAUCAAAGGACGAUGAGUUCGUUACAUUGCGCCAGAAACUCGGGGCCCACUCUAUAGCCCUGCAGACGAGUCUAGCAGCCGUGAAUGUUAUCUAUACUCGAAAUUCACAAUCGACGUCAAACGAGUCCUUUUCAGAGCUAUCACAGAAGAUUCAAAACCUAGGCGCCGACUUGCAGACGAAAAUCAACUCUUUGCAAUCAGGUAUCGAAGCAUCCGCGGAGAUAAGUCUCGAUAAAGCUGUUAGAUCCGCCCAAAAUGUGGUGCCACUCGCAUCUCUCAACAAGCACUUUUAUACUCCCCAGACUGUGAGCAGCAUCUUUACCGGUCGGGCCACCGACCUAGAUAAUAUGAGAAGUUGUCUCCUGGCUCCAGCGUCUACCAAUCAACUCCAUGCACAGAAGCGGUUUGUGUUAUUCGGCCUACCAGGAUCAGGCAAGACGCAGUUCUGUUGUAAAUUUGCCUCCGAUAACAAGCAAAGCUUUUGGGGAGUCUUCUGGAUCGAUGCGAGCUCUAAUGAGCAUGCCAAACAAUCUUUCUCGACUAUUGCAAGGAUCGGAAGAGUUGAGCCGAACGAACGCGCUGCAAAAAAUUGGCUUUCAAGUCUUGGUAAAGAGCAGCCGUGGCUAUUGAUCAUUGACAACGCCGAUGAAAUAAGUUUUCCGGUCGAGGAAUGUUAUCCGGAUGGUAGUUGUGGUAUCAUACUCAUAACGACGAGAAACCCUAUCCUCAAGGUCCAUGGCACGAUUGGUCCUCGUUACUACCAUUUCGGUGAGCUAAAGGAGACUGACUCGAUUCAACUCCUCUUGAGAGCGGCCGAUGAACCGUUACCAUGGUCUCCAUCCACCCUAGAGUCUGCAAAGGACAUAUGCAGGACUCUAGGCUAUCUGCCCCUGGCUCUUAUGCACGCAGGGAAGACAAUUCUUGCCCGUCAGUGUACACUAGAGAACUAUCAGAGUUUCUUCGAAAAGAACUGGACUCGCAUCAGGAAAAUGAAAAGUUCGAAUGACGCACGUCCUGUAUCGGAUGCAAAUGCCGCUAUCUAUUCAAGCUACGAACUCAUACAUGAUGGAAUCGUGGCUAAGGGGACGCAAGCUUCAGAGGACGCACUAGACCUGCUGAAAAUAUUUUCCUUCCUUCAUCGUCAACGCAUUCGAAUAGAUAUAUUCUUGCGUGCGGCAUCGAACCCAAAACUAGAAAUGCUGGAACAAGAACGACGAGAACAAGACGAAAAGAGAAUCAGCAUUGACAAAACACCGAAUGUUCCCUGGACCCAGACCUUCAGAACUUUUGGCCUCGAGAUCCUCGCCUUCUUGUUGAGACUGGGCCACCGUCCCGCUCUACCUCGGAUGCUCAGCGGUGCCCUUGGGUCAAAGCAAUUUGAUGAGUUGCGCCUCCGUGAAGCACUGAAAGAGCUCUUUCAGAUGUCUCUGGUUUUUGCGAAUCCGGACCCAAAAGACGACAGUUACUCCAUGCACCCGGCGGUCCAUCUAUGGGUGAGAGAGAGACCGGAGAUGACAAUUGCAGAUCAAGCCGUAUGGUGCCAAGUAACAGCGACUAUACUUACGCAAGCCAUUCUGCUCCCCCCAUUGGGUGACAAGGAGGAAGAUGAGAUACUUCGAAGGGACCUACUUCCGCAUGUCCGUCAUGUGCAGAAGAAUGAGCACGUAAUUCGGGCAAGAUUCUUGGAGAACCUCGAGUCUAGGAGAAGAAUGUGGCCGGUCUUACAGCCGCGGCUUGAUCGGGAGCGAGCAUUACAGCUUGUCAAGUUCAGUCUGGUAUACUCGCAAUGCGGCCUUUUCGAAGCAGCCGAGAAGCUGCAAUUACAAGUAGCAGAAUUUGCCAUCAAGAUGUUAGGUAUGGAGCAUACCACUACGAUGGACAUCCUGCUAUUGUUAUCAAGUACCUAUUGGCAGCUGACGCGGAUCCAAGAAGCUGCCGACCUGCAACAACAGGUCUUGGAAGCAUGCAUCAACGUCCGUGGUCAAAACGACUUGAAAACACUCAAGAUCAUGGAUGCAUACGGCUCCAGUCGAUGGCAGCAAGGGCGUAUCCCGGAAGCGCGGAAAAUACAUGACACUGCUGUCGGGGGCUUCAAGAAGGUGCUUGGCAACAAUCAUGUCGACACGUUGAGGGCUAUGGGUAACCUCGGCCGAGCGCUUGGAAAGGACUUCAGAUUCACAGAAGCUAUCAAGGUACAUACGAAGGUCGUCUCUGGUCUUCGCGACCAGCUUGGCCAUUCCCACUUGGAUACUCUCAUCGCCAUGGACAACCUAGCCAUGGCUUACUUCGAUAGAGCAGCGUAUGGAUUCGGCCAUCGUGGGGAUCUCGAUCAUGCAGUCCAGAUUGAACAAGAUGUCUUCGAGCAACGCAGGGGAAAGCUCGGGAGAGAGCAUAUCUAUACUCUCUGGGCUGGCCUGAACCUUGCCCGUAUCAAGGCCCUUCGCGGCGAGAUCGACGAAGCAUUAGCAAUAUUCCUCCCCGGGCACGCGAUCGCAAGGCGGAAUCUUGGCGAAACUCAUUUUGGCGUUCUUUUUGCGAAGGUGCACCAUGGCCGUAUUCUCAUCUACGCAAAGAAGUAUAAAGAAGCGGAGGUCUUACUAUCGGAAGUCAUCGAAUCGCACCGAGGGCCACGCAAAGGGCAUCCUGAUCGAUUGCUUGCCAUCUUUUCUCUGAUAAAGUGCCGCAACCUGUUGGGUAAACAAACGGAGACUACGGUCCUUCUUGAAGAGCUUACGGAAUCCACUAAAGCGCUCUUUGGUGAUGAUCAUGCCUGGGUCAAAUAUCUGCUCGACCGGCAUAAUCUGUCGAAAGAGCCGGAUGAGGAUAAUUCCUCCCCAAUAGACCCAAUCAACACGGCCCCCGGAAGCAUCGGUCCAAUUGCAAAUUUAAUCCCGGUAGCCAUGAUCGCUAAAUAUGGGCACAUAUAG
Messenger RNA from Letharia columbiana, 3258 nucleotides. RefSeq lists its product as uncharacterized. Gene Ontology annotation, molecular function: protein binding. Lineage: Eukaryota; Fungi; Ascomycota; Lecanoromycetes; Lecanorales; Parmeliaceae. The coding region runs from base 1 to 3258 and encodes 1085 amino acids. The record is from RefSeq and is a predicted model, not a curated record. The transcript is spliced from 5 exons.